This is a messenger RNA of Yamadazyma jaroonii, 606 nucleotides long. The record is from the annotation of a GenBank genome assembly. Lineage: Eukaryota; Fungi; Ascomycota; Pichiomycetes; Serinales; Debaryomycetaceae.
AUGGACGCUCUUGAAUCAUUAAGAAAUAGACUAAAUCAAGUUCAUAUAUCGCUAAGGAAGUUAUCAGAGCAAAUCAAUUAUGCUAAUAGAUUCCAAGAAAAAUCUAAACUCCCAACCUAUGGGCAAUUUCAAAAUCAAUUCCAUAUUUUGUUAACACAAUUACAUUCCAUAACCAAUAUCAUAGAGAAUAAUCAAGAAGCUUUAAGAAAUUCAAAUGCAUUCCCUUUACCUUCGUUCCCAACCACUCAACACGAAGGACUUUUAACUACUUUAUUAAGGAAAAAGCCGUUACCUGAGGUUGAAACUUGGAUAGAUGAAGCCAUUGAAAAAUCUAAAGAUCUAAAUAUAAAUAGUGAAAUCGAUGAUGAGUUUUGUCAAUGGUGUUUAUCACAAAUUCAAAGUUUAAGAGAAGAAUUCCAAUUUUAUGGGUUCUUAUCAACAAAUGAACUAGAGGUUCUCGAAACCGAACAAGGGAAAUUAGAAAGUGAAAAAAAGAAAGAGAUUGAGAGAGAGAAACAAGAUUAUGAAUUCAAAAUAACAAAUGGCAAAAAACCUAUGAACCCCAAUCAUGUAUUAAAAUUCAUGUUUCAAGGGAAAUUAGAAUAG